This is a messenger RNA of Striga asiatica, 1278 nucleotides long. The record is from the annotation of a GenBank genome assembly. Lineage: Eukaryota; Viridiplantae; Streptophyta; Magnoliopsida; Lamiales; Orobanchaceae.
GACAGCUUUUCCCUUCUCGGCGGAAUUUACGCCCGCACGCAAUCUGAUUUUUACUUUCAAUCUACAAGACUACACAUCAAAUCGUGCUUUAUACGAAAGAGAGAAGAUCAAUCUGAAACCGUAGCAUUGAAUUAUUGGCCCGAGUUCAUCGGUUGUCUUGCAAUUUUCUUGGCUUUCUUCCUUUUGGAUAUAAUCGGACUUCCCAACCGUCGCCGGCAUGCCAUCCCCGCUCUCAAUGCUCAGCCACACACUGCUCUCGCCACGCUCAGUGGAGCAGUCGGCCGUUCCAGCUUCUGUUCUAUUAGCGUCUCUUCGACUGUUGAGCCAAAAUUGCACCCUCGAUUGAAGGCGCCGUCUCCGGAGGAACAGGAAAUUGCAGCCGUCAUCUACUUUGCCGCCGGCGAAAUCAUCCCCGAUAACUCUGUGCCGCCGUUGGCCUACCAGAGGGACGAUUUGCAGGCAGAGCAGCAUAACGGAAUUAUAGGAUGUGUUCUCUACUGUAAAAGAUCGUACAGUUCUUCAUCUGGAGUUUUCCAAUGCAUUCAGUCGAAAGAUCUGUAUGGGAACUUCGAUAUUGGACUCUAUGUGGAAUGGUUUUUGCCGAAUUGUCUUCUAUCACAGGAAAAUUUCGUUAGCCUUCUUCACUCUUCGAAGAGCAAGUUCUAUAGCCCAGGCGACCUGAUUCUUCAUGUGUCCCGAUUCAACGGGCGUCCUCUGACGAGGCGUAUUGAGGGAGAGCGUGAGAAAAGAAUUCAAGGUGGCUUGUUUCAGAAGGACCCAGAAGACGUGACGGGGCUGACCAUCGGAGGAACAGAAGCUGCAGUUUGGAGAGAGCGUCCGGCUUGGCUGUUUGGUGGGAAAAGGACUUGCGGUCGAAAAAUCUUACAGAUAGAACCUACAGCAAAAAAUUGGGCUCUCGUCGAUGUAGAAGAUGGGGUUUCCGACGAGGCAAGGGCUGCAGGGUAUGUAGCUGAUCCUCAUGUAGCAACAUCGGGAUUUGCUGAUGAAUUUUGCUUGUUAUCCUCCUGCAAUAUGGGAAUAGUGCAAUAUGCUUCCAAACUGAAGGAUAAUUUCUUGCACUCUCAGAAGCACAUGGAGUACAUGAAGAAAAAACACCCAAUUGCCAGGGGACUGUAUACUAUGCAGGCGGAGGACAUUUUCCGCCACUCAUUUCUCAGGGCAAUUAGUGAGAACACUGAACAGCUGUUUAGAAAUAUGAUUUCUGAGCCAUCACCAAGGAUUUUUACAUUUGAGUUGUUGUACGUUUCUGUGAAAUGU